Molecule: messenger RNA, 2826 nt
Organism: Pneumocystis jirovecii RU7
Lineage: Eukaryota; Fungi; Ascomycota; Pneumocystomycetes; Pneumocystales; Pneumocystaceae
Product: coatomer subunit beta
Exons: 13
Coding region: 1-2826 (941 amino acids)
Biological process (GO): intra-Golgi vesicle-mediated transport; intracellular protein transport; endoplasmic reticulum to Golgi vesicle-mediated transport
Cellular component (GO): COPI vesicle coat; cytoplasm
Molecular function (GO): structural molecule activity
Source: RefSeq, a predicted model, not a curated record
AUGAUAUUCUAUACUUUGAUUUAUCAAGAUAGUCCUUAUGAUACACCUACUAUAGAACAAUUAAAAAUGGCACUUGAAUCAAAGGAUGAUGAAAUAAAAAUAGAUGCAAUGAAAACAAUUCUUAUUAUUAUGUGUAACGGCAAUGAUAUGCCACAACUUCUUAUGCAUGUUAUUCGGUUUGUUAUUCCAUCACGUAAUAAAACUUUAAAGAAAUUGUUAUAUUAUUAUUGGGAAAUUUGUUUAAAACAUAAUCCAGGUGAAAAAAUGAAGCAAGAAAUGAUUCUUGCAUGUAAUGCUAUUCGUGGAGAUCUUCAACAUCCAAAUGAAUAUAUUCGUGGUACUACAUUACGAUUUGUUUCUAAACUUAAAGAACCUGAAAUUCUUGAGCCUUUACUUCCUGCUACCAGAUCUUGUCUGGAGCAUAGGCAUUCGUAUGUCAGAAAAAAUGCUGUUAUGGCUGUUUUUUCUAUUUACAACAACUUUCCGGAUCUUAUUCCAGAUGCUCCGGAUCUUAUUCUCAGUUUUCUCGCUAUUGAAACUGAUCAGAUAUGUAAACGUAAUGCUUUUAUUAGUUUAUCUGGAAUGGAUCAUAAAAUGGCAGCAAAAUAUCUUUCACAACAAUUAAAUACUGUAACUUCUAUGGACGAAUUAAUGCAGCUUGCUAUUAUCGAGUUUAUUAGAAAAGAUUCAUCAAUAAAUCCUAGUAACAAAAUACAACAUCUUCCUCUUAUAUAUGAUCUUCUUGAAUCUGGAACAAAUACUAUUGUGUUCGAAGCUGCUACAACUUUGACUUUUCUUAGUGCUAAUUCUGAUACCAUUAUAAUUGCUGCUCGAAAAUUUAUUGAUCUCAUAAUGAAAGAAGCUGAUAAUAAUGCAAAACUUAUAAUGUUGGAUAAGAUUGAGAAUCUCAGAAAAAAAAACAAUAAUAUUUUAGAUGAUCUUAUAAUGGAAGUUCUUUCUAUUCUAUCAAGUUCUGAUAUUAGCGUCCGAAAAAAAGCUUUAGAUACAUCUAUAGAAAUGUUAUCUAGUAGAAAUGUUGAAGAUGUAGUAUUAUUAUUGAAGAAGGAAUUAGUUAAAACCAUUAAACAAGAUCAUGAAGAAAGUGAAUAUUUACAAUUAUUAACACAUUCUUUACAUCUUUGUGCAACUAAAUAUCCCAAGACUUUAGGGAUCGUUAUAGAUAUUUUAAUGGAAUUUAUUAGUAAUUUUAACACCAUCUCUGCAAUAGAUGUAAUAUUAUUUGCUAAAAAAGUAGCUGAAAAGUUCAUUGUUUUUCGUAAAUCAAUUAUAAAAAAGCUAUUAUUAAAAUUAGGGGAAAUAAAAUCAGGAAGAAUAUCUCGUGGUAUUUUGUGGAUUAUUGGAGAAUAUUGUAUAGAUGAAGAAGAUAUCCAAAAUGUUUGGGAACAUAUUCGGAAUAAUAUUGGAGAAAUGCCUAUUCUUACAAUUGAACAAAAACUUGCUGAAAAAAUUCAAGAUGAUAUCAAUAAGGGUAUCCAUGAUAGUAGCGAAUCAAAUCUUUUAUCUAGCUCACGAAAAAUUUUACCAGAUGGUACCUAUGCAACAGAGUCGGCUCUAAUAUCUGAAACACAAAUGAUUGAUAAUCUCGAAUCGGAAAAAGUUUCCGAAAAACCUUUAUUAAGAUCUUUAAUAUUAGAUGGAGAUUAUUAUCUUGGAUCUGUUUUAUCAUCAACUCUUGUUAAACUUAUUAUGCGUUAUUCAGAAAUCUCAAAGAAUACAUCUAAACUUAAUUUUAUGUGUGCAGAAGGUAUGCUUAUAAUGACUGGAAUCAUUAGAGUAGGUCAAUCGAAGUAUGUUAAAAUGCAUAUUGAUGAAGAUUCUAUCGAUCGUAUUUUGAUUUGUUUAAGAAGUCUAAUUGAAUACCAAAAUAAUCCUUCUAUAAAAGAUAUUUUUCUUAAAGAUACAAAAAAUGCUUUUAUUAACAUGCUAUCAAUUGAGGAAAAUAAAGAAAAAACUUCUAAUUCAUUAAAGAAAAAAGAUAUAUUGCAGCCUGAUGAUGCCAUCAUUCCUAGUCUUUUAGCUAGUAAAUCAAAUAUAGAAGAAAUGGAUCUAGUUCAGCUAGAAAUAUCUAAAGCUAUAAAUGGUGAAGCAAAUUCUGAUUUUUUUUCACUAAAUUUUAAAAAAAUUGUUCAGCUUACUGGAUUUUCUGAUCCUAUAUAUGUAGAAGCAUAUAUAAAAGUUCAUCAAUUUGAUAUUAUAUUAGAUAUUCUUUUAGUAAACCAAUUAUCUGUGACUUUACAAAACCUUUCUAUAGAAUUUGCAACAUUAGGCAAUCUAAAAAUCGUCGAACGUCCACCUAUGUAUAAUCUUGCUCCAUACGAUUUUUUAAAAGUUCAAGUAGUCAUAAAAGUUUUAUCUACUGAUACAGGUAUUAUAUUUGGGAAUUGUGCAUAUGAAGGUGUAGGAUCUCAAGAUUCUAAUAUUAUUAUAUUCAACGAUGUUCACGUUGAUGUUGUAGAUUAUAUUCGACCAUCAUACUGCUCAGAAAAUCAAUUUAGAAGUAUGUGGACUGAAUUUGAAUGGGAAAAUAAAGUAAACGUGUCAUCUUUAACUAAUCAAAAUUUAAAAGAAUUUUUAAAUGAGCUCAUGACUAGAACAAAUAUGGCAUGUCUUUCUUCAGAAACAUUAAAAGAAGAUUGUGGUUUUCUUAGUGCAAAUUUAUAUGCUAAGAGUAUUUUUGGCGAAGAUGCUUUAAUGAAUGUUAGUAUUCAGAAGCAAAGUAAUAAUUGCAUUAUAGGGCAUAUUAGAAUACGAUCAAAGACACAAGGGAUUGCUCUAUCUAUUGGUGAACUUAUUAAUAAAAAAUGA